GCUGCGCAGAAUAACUGCGCAUCAUCGUGCGAGAGAUAGUGGCCGAAUUGCCAAUAGGAAAGUAUUGGACCUAAUUUUCUGAACAUAAUUAACAAUGGAAAAAAAAUGGUAACCAAAAAAUCUUGUAAGGGACAAUGAGUUUACAACUCAAUUAUAGUGGCAAUGGCAGUUCGGAGCGGGAGGACGCGGGAGGAACUGAUGAAACAGGUGAACACGACUUUGCGCUUAUAAAAGCUGGGGUUUUGGGAUUGAUUUUUGUCUUAGCCACAUGUGGGAAUUUGUGCCUUCUGCAUGCACUUUGGAGGAAGCGCAAGAUGAAUACAAAGACCCAACUGUUCCUUCUGCACCUGUGUUUUGCGGACCUAGUGGUCGCUUUCUUCCAAGUCCUACCGCAGCUCUGCAUGGAGAUUACGCACCGGUUCCGGGGCUCAGAUUUCGUCUGUAGGUCGGUGAAAUAUCUUCAGGUAGUUGGGAUGUUCGCCUCCACAUACAUGAUAGUGGCCAUGACCAUAGAUCGGUACCAUGCGGUCUGCAAACCCAUGGUGUCGUUCUUGAAGGGUUCUUUUAAGAGGUACGUCGCCAUAGGCGCAGCGUGGCUGGUCUCUCUGGCUUUCAGCACUCCGCAACUCUUCAUCUUCUCUCUCCAAGAACUCGAGGACAACCUGUAUGAUUGUUGGGCGACAUUUAUCGAACCUUGGGGUUCUAAGAUAUACAUCAGCUGGAUUACUUUAUCAGUGUUUGUUCUCCCGGUUAUCAUCUUGCUGUACUGCCAGAUUAAAAUAUGCACGGGGAUAUACUUUAACAUGAAGAGAAAGGCGCUCCAGGCUUCCACGAGCGACAGGCGCACGGGCACCAAAGGGGUCUCGAGCGCGAUGUUGAAGACGGUCAAAAUGACAUUCGUCAUCAUUAUGGUCUACUCCAUAUGCUGGAGCCCCUUCUUUGUGGUCCAGUUGUGGUCUGCAUGGAGUCCCAGUACAGCGCCCACAAAUGGUCCACUGUUUGUCAUCAUCAUGCUGCUUGCCAGUCUAAACAGCUGUACCAACCCCUGGAUCUAUCUUUACUACAGCUAGGAGACACUAUGUUGGACUAGCUCUGGCCCAGGGCGCUACUUUCAGCUCCACAGAAGUCUCAGCAUCAGCAAGCCACACAUAACACCAUGGACCAGAGCUAUUGAUUGACCAUGUGGGUAAUAGGGGAACUCCUCCUACUCCACUGCUUCACCUUGUACUUUAUAUAGCAUUUCUUUGAUGUCAUUGAAGACCUAUGGUUUAGACAUAUGGAAAUAUUUGUAAAUAUCCUCGUUGAUUCAACAUCAAUAUUGGUAUGUCAAGCUGACCAUUUUAGCUCUCAGCAGUAAGCAAAUGUAAUGUAUAUUCUGUCAAGCUAAUAUUCUAUAAGAGGUGCAGGUGCUCCUGUCCUAAUCAAUCACUGAUUAUCUGGGAUGAGCUCCUGUCCUAAUCAAUCACUGAUUAUCUGGGAUGAGCUCCUGUCCUAAUCAAUCACUGAUUAUCUGGGAUGAUCUCCUGUCCUAAUCAAUCACUGAUUAUCUGGGAUGAGCUCCUGUCCUAAUCAAUCACUGAUUAUCUGGGAUGAGCUCCUGUCCUAAUCAAUCACUGAUUAUCUGGGAUGAGCUCCUGUCCUAAUCAAUCACUGAUUAUCUGGGAUGAGUUCCUGUCCUAAUCAAUCACUGAUUAUCUGGGAUGAUCUCCUGUCCUAAUCAAUCACUGAUUAUCUGGGAUGAUCUCCUGUCCUAAUCAAUCACUGAUUAUCUGGGAUGAUCUCCUGUCCUAAUCAAUCACUGAUUAUCUGGGAUGAUCUCCUGUCCUAAUCAAUCACUGAUUAUCUGGGAUGAUCUCCUGUCCUAAUCAAUCACUGAUUAUCUGGGAUGAGCUCCUGUCCUAAUCAAUCACUGAUUAUCUGGGAUGAGCUCCUGUCCUAAUCAAUCACUGAUUAUCUGGGAUGAUCUCCUGUCCUAAUCAAUCACUGAUUAUCUGGGAUGAGCUCCUGUCCUAAUCAAUCACUGAUUAUCUGGGAUGAGCUCCUGUCCUAAUCAAUCACUGAUUAUCUGGGAUGAUCUCCUGUCCUAAUCAAUCACUGAUGAUCUGGGAUGAGCUCCUGUCCUAAUCAAUCACUGAUGAUCUGGGAUGAGAUCCUGUCCUAAUCAAUCACUGAUUAUCUGGGAUGAUCUCCUGUCCUAAUCAAUCACUGAUUAUCUGGGAUGACUGGCCACCAGAAAAACUAUUGUGAGGAAGGAUAUGGGCAUCGGUGAACAACGAAUGGUUGCUUUGUGAGUAUAAUGUAUAUUCUUAUGAUUAUCUGGUCCAUAUAUUUAUUGAUGUGUUUGAGCUCUGACGUGUCUUUACAUAGAUAUCUGUAUGUUCUCUGUUUUGUGUAAUGCAACAAUAAAACACGUCUGCACAUGAUUUGAAUAAUUCACUGAACAAGUCUGAAUGUAUCUAUCUACUAAUACGAACAUUAUUUAAAAACCCCUGGUGCAAAACUCUGUUCAGGAGGAGUGUAAAUGUGUUUUAUGUUGAACACUAGUCUGUUCAGGAGGAGUGUAAAUGUGUUUAAUGUUGAACAUUAGUCUGUUCAGGAGGAGUGUAAAUGUGUUUCAUGUUGAACACUAGUCUGUUCAGGAGUGUAAAUGUGUUUAAUGUUGAACACUAGUCUGUUCAGGAGUGUAAAUGUGUUUCAUGUUGAACACUAGUCUGUUCAGGAGUGUAAAUGUGUUUCAUGUUGAACACUAGUCUGUUCAGGAGGAGUGUAAAUGUGUUUAAUGUUGAACACUAGUCUGUUCAGGAGGAGUGUAAAUGUGUUUUAUGUUGAACACUAGUCUGUUCAGGAGUGUAAAUGUGUUUAAUGUUGAACACUAGUCUGUUCAGGAGGAGUGUAAAUGUGUUUCAUGUUGAACAUUAGUCUGUUCAGGAGGAGUGUAAAUGUGUUUUAUGUUGAACACUACUCUACUGUUGUGUUGAUUGCUGCUGCCUUCUCAGCCAGGCCUCCCGUGAGACUCUGUGUCUCAACUGGC
Molecule: messenger RNA, 3031 nt
Organism: Oncorhynchus tshawytscha (Chinook salmon)
Lineage: Eukaryota; Metazoa; Chordata; Actinopteri; Salmoniformes; Salmonidae
Gene: avpr2l
Product: arginine vasopressin receptor 2, like
Exons: 2
Coding region: 135-1070 (311 amino acids)
Biological process (GO): G protein-coupled receptor signaling pathway; regulation of systemic arterial blood pressure by vasopressin; positive regulation of vasoconstriction
Cellular component (GO): membrane
Molecular function (GO): peptide binding; vasopressin receptor activity
Source: RefSeq, a predicted model, not a curated record